Molecule: messenger RNA, 578 nt
Organism: Cylicostephanus goldi
Lineage: Eukaryota; Metazoa; Nematoda; Chromadorea; Rhabditida; Strongylidae
Source: the annotation of a GenBank genome assembly
AUCUGUGCAGAUUUUCGAUCCUCACUCGGGCAUGAAAGUAAGGCUUCUAAUUUUUAUGCAUUGAUUGUAGUGAACACCAAAAUAACAUUGAAUGGUAGCGCACAUGCUCAAGCUUGGAACCCUCACAGUAGCGGCAACCUUUUAGGAUUAGCUAUGGAUAAAGAUAUCAUGUGCUAUGAUUUACGCACAUCAGAGGAAGCGCUGCGCAUUCAGGACACCCAUGCUCACCGUGCUCUUCACCUGGAUUUUAAUCCGAAUUUGCAACAUGUAGCUGCAUCCUGUGGAGAUGAUGGAGCUGUGCGGUUGUGGGACUGGCGCCAGCCUGAUAAAUCUCUUGUAACAGUCGUACCUCAUGCCCAUUGGGCCUGGCAAGUUCGCUUCCAUCCGGUUCACGAUCAGCUGAUUCUAUCAGCCGGAAGUGAUGCGACCGUUGUCCUAUCGUGUGUACUCUCCGCAAGCAGUGAAAUGGGAGAUUUAGGGCUAGACGGUCCCCCUGAAGAAGCCGAAGAAGAGACCUCGGAAAAACUGGAAGAUGGGCAGCUGGAAAGGAUUGAAGAACACGAGGAAUCAGUGUAAGU